AUGUUGCGCACAGUAUUAUUAAGUUUAAUAUUAUUGGUAUCAUUAUCAUCAACAUCAUCAAUACUUCGAAAAUCACUUAAACGUCGACAAAGUGAUGCUCCACCGUGUAAUGCUAUUGAAGGUUUCGAAUGUAAAUGUACAUUUUCCCGUGUAAUAUGUACAACUAAUCGUGAUUUUUCAACACCAUUAAAUAUAAUAGAAAAUGAAAAACAUAAAUAUCAAUCAGUUGAAUUAGUUAUAUCAGCUACACGUGAUAUUCAAGUUAAUGAUCGUACAUUUGAAACAAUUAAAGAAUUAUAUAAAAAUGAUGGAGAUAAUUAUGAAUUUCGUAUUAAAUUCGAAAAAUUUACUGGACUUCAUUUAUCAUCACCUGGAUUAUUUAAUCGAAUAUUUCCAGAUAAUAUUCCAUCACAUGCACGAAAACAAAUUGCAUUAGAAAUUUAUAAUCCUGAAGUUGCACCAAGUGAAAAUUUACAUUUAUUUCAAAAUUUACAUGUUGAUACAUUAGAACUUUACGCAUUAUAUCCAUUUCAUGGAACAUUUCAACAAUUAUUUGAUGGUGCAAAUAUAAAAUAUUUACGUUUAAGUGGUGGUGAUAUGCGUUCGGAUUUAUCACAUUCAUUUACAGGUACAAUUGGUCGGUUAGAAUUAGCUAAACAAGCAAGUGCAUUAUCCAUACAAAAUUUUCCUGUUUAUCCAGCACAUGAAUUAAUUAUAAAUGCUUUUUAUAUAACAGAAUUUAAUCCUGAACAUCCACCUAAUUAUUCAAAUUUAGGUGAAUUACGUGUUUUUAGUCCUGGUCGUAUACCAGCAAAUGCAUUUCAUCAAUAUCCAAAUAUUCAUACAUUAUCAAUAUCAACUGAUACAGAAAUUGAUCCAAAUGCAUUACAUGGUUUAAAUAAUUUAGAAAAAUUAUCAAUUAAAGAACCAAAUCCAUCAUUAAAACUUUUAAAUAGUGUACCAAAUGUUAAAGAAUUUGAAACAAAUAUUGAAAAAUUAAAUGAAGAUGAACAAUGUCAAUUAGUUGAAAAAUUAGCUAAUGGACAAGUUGCUGUUCAAGCUAUACCAAAUGGUCGUGAAUGUACAUGUAUAAAUGCUUAUUUAAAUACAGCUGUAGCACGUACAACAUGUGAGCCACAAGGUUGUGAACGUUCAUCAUGUACUACAAUAAGAAAUAAUUAUGAUCCAUCAAUACAUGCAUUUAAAGCACCACCAACUAUACGUCGUUCUGAUGGUUCAGAUGCUUUACGUCAACGUGAACCAAGAGUUUAUACAAAACCAUAUCAAGUACAAUCUAAUGAUAGAGAUAAACUUCAUAGAGGUAUGCCACAACAACAACCUGUACCACAUACACCAACAGAUGAUGAUAGUCAAAGACCAGCUGGUGGUAGUCAUGAACAAGCUCCAUGGCAAGGAGAACAAAGACCAGGUAUGUUAAAUAUUUAA
This is a messenger RNA of Rotaria sp. Silwood2, 1446 nucleotides long. Lineage: Eukaryota; Metazoa; Rotifera; Eurotatoria; Philodinida; Philodinidae. The record is from the annotation of a GenBank genome assembly.